This is a messenger RNA of Spea bombifrons (plains spadefoot toad), 2197 nucleotides long. It is a transcript of the gene LHCGR, whose product is annotated as luteinizing hormone/choriogonadotropin receptor. Gene Ontology annotation, biological process: phospholipase C-activating G protein-coupled receptor signaling pathway; male gonad development; ovulation cycle process. Gene Ontology annotation, cellular component: membrane. The record is from RefSeq and is a predicted model, not a curated record. NCBI's taxonomy places the organism in Eukaryota, Metazoa, Chordata, Amphibia, Anura, Pelobatidae. Gene Ontology annotation, molecular function: luteinizing hormone receptor activity. Bases 1 to 2100 code for a protein of 699 amino acids. The transcript has 12 exons.
AUGUUGACUCUGAAUUUGUUUUACCUUUUUCUUUAUCUUGCUUACCUGAAACCAACGAGAUCCGUUCAGACUAAUGGUUGCAAGCUCUGUGACUGUAGUGGAGCGAGUCUUACAUGCCCAGGGCAUUUGGCAGGCUCCAGAACACCUGGACUACAUCUGUCCUUUUCCCAUUUCUGUUUUAAGGUAAUUCCAUCCGAGGUUUUUCAGAAUUUUCAUCAGGACAUCAUAACCAUAGCCAUCUCUCAAAGUGACUCUCUUGAAAGAAUACACAAUUAUGCAUUUUUCAAUCUUCCUAACCUCACCGAACUAACCAUCAGAAAUACAAAACAUCUGGUUCAUAUUGGCUGUGGAGCUUUCGCAAAUCUACCAAAACUAAAAUACUUGAGCAUUUGUAACACAGGAAUCAGAAAAUUUCCAGAUGUCACCAAAAUCAUCUCCUUCGAACUGAAUUUCAUUCUGGAGAUUUAUGAUAACUUACAUAUAACCACAAUACCGGCAAAUGCCUUUCAAGAAAUGAACAAUGAACCUUUGACAUUGAAACUUUUUAGGAAUGGAUUUGAAGACAUACAAGGCUACGCAUUUAAUGGCACAAAGCUGGAUCAGCUGUUUCUUAAUGACAAUAAUAAUCUACAACAUAUUCAUAACGAUGCCUUAAAGGGAGCUACUGGACCAAAUCGACUAGACAUAACAUCGACACACCUAGACCAUCUUCCUAGUUAUGGACUGGAAUUUAUCCAGGUGUUAGUUGCUGAAAAAUCUUACCACCUCAAAAAAUUACCGGCUCUUGACAAGCUUUCUAAUUUACUGGAGGCUCGUCUUACAUAUCCGAGUCACUGCUGCGCCUUCACAAACAUGCGAAUAAGAGAGCAAAAUGCUGCUCUCUCCUAUUUCGAAAAUUUUACAAAGCAAUGUGACACUACGCCAAGGAAUCAAACCAAUGAAACAUAUUUUAGUAGUAUGCAUCCAGAAUCAGAAAUGAGUGAAGACUAUGAGUUCCUUUGUCAACCUAAGACCCUCAGAUGCAAUCCAGAACCAGAUGCUUUCAACCCUUGCGAAGACAUUAUGGGAUAUGACUUUCUCCGAGUGUUGAUAUGGUUUAUCAGCAUACUUGCAAUUGCUGGUAAUGCCGUUGUGCUCUUUGUCCUGCUUACCAGUCAUUACAAACUUACCGUUCCUCGUUUUCUGAUGUGCAACCUGUCCUUUGCAGACUUUUGUAUGGGAAUUUAUUUGUUGCUUAUUGCAUCAGUGGACUCCAAAACUAAAAGUCAGUAUUAUAACCAUGCAAUCGACUGGCAAACAGGGAGUGGCUGUAGCGCGGCCGGCUUCUUCACCGUAUUCUCAAGUGAGCUUUCUGUUUACACACUGACUGUAAUCACUGUUGAAAGAUGGCACACGAUAACCUACGCGAUGCAACUGGACCGAAAGCUCCGCUUACGACAUGCCAUUUCAAUCAUGUUGGGGGGUUGGAUAUUCUCGCUUUUAAUUGCAGGGUUACCACUCUUUGGGGUUAGCAAUUAUAUAAAGGUCAGCAUCUGCCUACCUAUGGACAUAGAAACCCCCCUUUCCCAAGCAUAUAUAAUAAUCAUCUUAGUGCUCAAUGUAAUUGCUUUUAUAAUUAUUUGUGCCUGCUACAUUAAAAUUUAUAUAGCUGUUCAAAAUCCCGAGAUCACACCAACCAACAAAGACACCAAAAUAGCGAAAAAGAUGGCGGUCUUGAUCUUCACAGACUUCACAUGCAUGGCACCAAUAUCAUUCUUUGCUAUUUCUGCUGCAUUUAAAAUUCCCCUCAUCACUGUAACAAAUUCUAAAAUCCUCCUGGUCUUAUUUUAUCCGGUAAACUCCUGCGCAAAUCCGUUUCUUUAUGCAAUCUUUACAAAAGCAUUCCGAAGGGAUUUCUUUUUACUCAUGAGCAAGUUUGGUUGUUGCAAGACUCAAGCAGAACUUUACAGAGUGAACAAUUUUACAAACUACACCUCCAACUGCAAAACUGACAGUUUGUAUACCGGACCAAAAAAAACAUCACAUGCUGACCUACACUUGGCUACCUUCGAUUGCCAGUAUUUAAAGGUGAAUGACAAGCUUCAAAGCCCAGACAGUUAACAAUAACUACCAUAUGUUGGUACUAUUCUUUAGACUGCAUAUACCAAAGAGUUCCAGGAUUUUACAUCAACAAUGUAAUAUUUUGGUAAAUACCAUC